Molecule: messenger RNA, 246 nt
Organism: Didymodactylos carnosus
Lineage: Eukaryota; Metazoa; Rotifera; Eurotatoria; Philodinida; Philodinidae
Source: the annotation of a GenBank genome assembly
AUGGAAAAAAAGAAGGGGCAAAAGUUGAACGCAGGGCAGAAACAGAAGCGUUUGGAAAGGGCCGAAGCAUUGAAGAGAAGAUUCGCUGAUGGACGACACCCGCGGAUUCUUUUCACCGACGAGAAAUUCUUUACGAUUGAGGAAGCUCACAAUCCGCAGCGCGAUCGAAUUUGGGCCGAUGAACGCCCCACAGAAGAAGAACUGAUUGUUCAACGUCAAAUGACGCCAAAGGGGGUCAUGGUCUAG